AUGCAAUCGUCUCUGCUCCGCGCUGGUGCGCAGCCCUUCUCGCGCCUCGCCUGCCGCAUUCCAAGCUCGAGCUCUCGCGCACUCGGCACUUACGCGACCUUCAAGGUCCCUCAGAUUAACAAUGAGCUGAACAAACACUAUGCUCCUGGCUCGCCAGAUCGCAAGGGCCUCGAAGAGGCUCUGGCUACGAUUAAGCAGAAGGCUCCUCUGAACGUGCCUCUGGUGGUCGCUGGAAAAGAGAUCAAGAACUCCCAGAUUUUCACUCAGAGCAAUCCAGCUACACAUGCGCCGGUCGCGACCUACUCCAACGCCUCCAAGGCCGAUGUUGAUGCUGCCAUUGCUGCUGCCCUCGCGGCUCGCAAGUCGUGGGCAGCCACACCCUUCGCCGAGCGUGCCAGCAUCUUUCUCAAGGCUGCUGAUCUGAUCUCCACCAAGUACCGCUACGACAUUAUGGCUCUUACCAUGCACGGCCAGGGCAAGAACGCCUGGCAGGCUGAGAUUGACUCGGCCGCCGAGCUUGUCGACUUCUUCCGUUUCGGCGUUAAGUACGCCGAGGAGCUGUAUGCCCAGCAGCCUGUUCACCACGCUCCUGGUGUGUGGAAUCGCCUGGAAUACCGCCCCUUGGAGGGUUUCGUCUAUGCUAUUAGCCCCUUCAACUUCACUGCGAUCGGUGGAAACUUGGCUGGUGCCCCCGCUUUGAUGGGUAAUGUCGUGCUGUGGAAGCCCUCCCCCUCAGCUAUCGCCUCCAACUGGCUUGUUCACCAGAUUCUUCUUGAAGCCGGUCUGCCUAAGGAUGUCAUUCAGUUCGUGCCCGGCGAGGCUGAGGAGGUCACUAGCAGUGUCCUCAACCACAAGGAAUUUGCUGCUCUCCAUUUCACCGGUAGCACAGAUGUUUUCCGCAUGCUGUACGGCAAGAUCUCCCAAGGUGUGGCGGAUGGCAAAUACCGGAGCUACCCUCGCAUUGUUGGUGAGACCGGUGGCAAGAACUUCCACCUGAUCCACAAGACGGCGGAUGUGCGCAACGCCGUGGUCCAGACCGUCCGCGGUGCCUUCGAGUUCCAGGGUCAGAAGUGCAGCGCCACUUCUCGUGCUUACAUUGCUUCCUCUAUUGCGGAAGAGUUCGUUGAGGGAGUUGUAGCUGAAGUGAACAAGCUGAAGAUCGGCGAGCCAUCUGAGUUUUCUAACUUCUGCGGCCCUGUCAUCCACGAGGGCUCGUUCAAUAAGCUGGCUGGUGUGAUUGACGAGGCCAAGAAUGACCCCGAGCUUGAACUACUCGCCGGUGGUUCGUACGACUCUUCUAAUGGCUGGUACAUCCAGCCUACCGUGUAUCGUACCUCUAACCCCGAUCACCCUCUUCUGUCGCGUGAGCUCUUCGGUCCCAUCAUUGUCCUUCAUCCCUACAACGAUGCCACGGAGGCCGACUUCGUCAAUAUCUGUGACAAGAUCGACAGCACUGGCACCUACGGCCUGACUGGCUCCGUGUUUGCCCAAGACCGCGAGGCUAUCCAGGUUGCCGAUGAUGCUCUCCGCAACGCUGCUGGCAACUUCUACAUCAACUGCAAGAGCACUGGUGCCGUUGUCGGCCAGCAGCCCUUCGGCGGUGCCCGCGCCAGCGGUACCAACGACAAGGCUGGCAGCGCCAACCUGCUGUCUCGCUUUGUGAGCCUACGCUCCGUCAAGGAGGAGUUCGUUCCAACCUACACCGUUGCUUACCCCAGCAACGCCAACUAA
Molecule: messenger RNA, 1731 nt
Organism: Penicillium macrosclerotiorum
Lineage: Eukaryota; Fungi; Ascomycota; Eurotiomycetes; Eurotiales; Aspergillaceae
Gene: prnC
Product: delta-1-pyrroline-5-carboxylate dehydrogenase prnC
Exons: 4
Coding region: 1-1731 (576 amino acids)
Cellular component (GO): mitochondrial matrix
Molecular function (GO): L-glutamate gamma-semialdehyde dehydrogenase (NAD+) activity
Source: RefSeq, a predicted model, not a curated record